Scomber scombrus (Atlantic mackerel) is the source of this 2862-nucleotide messenger RNA. RefSeq names its product tetraspanin 31 (gene tspan31). Gene Ontology annotation, cellular component: membrane. The record is from RefSeq and is a predicted model, not a curated record. Lineage: Eukaryota; Metazoa; Chordata; Actinopteri; Scombriformes; Scombridae. The coding region runs from base 104 to 742 and encodes 212 amino acids. The transcript is spliced from 6 exons.
CGAGCGACAACAUUAGUGUCCCGAUCCGCUGGAGACACUUCACUGCUUCAUCAUCUGGUCACCUUUCAUCGGACUGGGUCGGCUCACAGGAGGGUUGUCGAACAUGGUCUGCGGAGGAUUCACCUGCUCCAAAAAUGCUCUUUGUUCCCUCAACGUGGUUUACAUGCUGGUCGGGCUGCUGCUGAUCGGAGUAGCAGCAUGGGGGAAAGGGUUCGGCCUGGUGUCGAGCAUCCACAUCAUCGGCGGGGUCAUCGCGGUGGGCGUCUUCCUGCUGCUCAUCGCCAUCGUCGGGCUCGUUGGAGCGAUACAUCACCACCAAGUCAUGCUGUUCUUUUACAUGGUCAUUCUUUUUAUCGUUUUCCUCUUCCAAUUUGGAGUUUCCUGUUCCUGCUUGGCGAUGAACCGCGGGCAGCAGGAGACACUUCUGAAUUCCGCUUGGGGUAUUUUGGAAAAUAAAACCAAGACAGACCUGGAGAGUCAGCUGAACUGCUGCGGGCUGCUCAACGUCACCGCCAACCGGCAACAGUUUGAACAUGAUUUGACAAACUGCCCCGCUUUAUGCAAAAAGAAAGGUUCCUGUUUCACCUGCGGGGAGAUGAUGCUGCAUCAUGCAACAGAGGCUCUGAAGAUCCUCGGGGGCGUCGGACUCUUCUUCAGCUUCACAGAGAUCCUGGGAGUGUGGCUCGCCGUGCGCUACAGGAACCAGAAGGAUCCACGAGCGAACCCGAGCGCUUUCCUAUAGUCUGCCUCCCCUCCGCCACCCCACCUCCUGUGAAUGCAGCAGAUGCAGUUUCAGACAACACACACACACUGGUAUACACACACACACACAUACACACACACAUACACACAAUCAUGCACAUCUAGAGGCACAUCAGACAGGUAGUAACAGAACCAAUAAAAACAACAAUCAAGAAAACAGCAGCAACACAGAACGGACGAGCGCACGAAGCAUCUGACAAACACUGAGAAACACACACACACACACACUUACACACACUUACACACACCUACACACACCUACACUUGUCACCUGAGACUGAGAAGCUAACAGCAACUCCUGUCAACAAAUUUAACCACCACUCCUCCUCGCUCCUCAUCCUCCUCCUCCUCCUCAGAGCUCAAGCUGGAAGACCUGGAUACUUAUGUAUGAAAGGAGGAUUUGUAAUACCAAGAAGUACUUGACUUGUUGGUACGUCGACCCCCAGCCUUGAUUUUGAGUGCCAGAUCUCCGGAUUGCGGCUCCUCCUCCUCUCGCACCUCGCUAUGUAGUUUCCGGCCGUGUAAAAAAACAACGAGCGACGAGAAGACGUCUUCUUCUGCAUGCGUCCCACCACGCUGCGCUUAAAACAAAGUUGUUGAUUUCAUUCCACACAACGACAACAACAACAACAACAACCCGAAUGACUUUGUGCGGUGUCCAAAAAUUAACCUGUAUGCACCUUUUUUCUCUAAAUAGUAGUGCCACCGACGAAUAUGUAUUCCUCUGGUCAGUGCUAUCAGUGAUGUGUAGAGAGCUGUGUAACCCAAACAUGUCCAGUGUGAGGAGCUACUGCUUUUUUUAGGAUAGAAGAAGAAGAAGGAGAAGAAGAAGGUAUAAACUGGACAUGUUGUGUAAAGUAGUUUUAUUGAAAUGUAAAUGUAAAUGUGGAGUUUUUUCUUUCUUUUUUUUUUGCAGAUGCCACAAAAUGCCGGAUUUAACAGUCUUUAGCUUUUUUUUUUUUUUUUUAGGUGACGUAGUUGCUAGUCGAUCAGGUUCAAAUAUUUAUGAUCUGUAACUGAGCCAACUAACUUUUGAACAGUCGGAUAUAUAAGAAUGCCAACGGACUGCAGACUUGAUGUUGUACAUAAUCUUUAAAUACUGUAGUUCUCACACACACACACACACACACACACACACACACAAUAUCAUUCUGGACGAGUUUUACCAUGUAGUCGCCUCUUCUAGUAGAGAGGUUUUGCCUGCAUAUACGAAGGUCUUUUAAAGGCCACAAUAAUCAUCCACCGCCUCCCUCCUUCCUGUAUUUAAUAUGUUCCUUUGUGUCGCACAGUGAUGUCGCUUUAGUAUAGUUUCUGGUAGUAGAAAAGUGGAUUCAGGUACGUAUCAUAACCUCCUGUGUAACUGGAAGAAAUCAUAGAACUGUUUCAAUAAAUAAAAAAUAAAUAAAUAAAAAAAGAUUAACAUGAAAUAAUUUUGGCUCAAAACUGCUUUAUCGCAAACCCCAGUUAUGUUUUUAUAGUGUUAAGUGAGAAAAUUAUGCUUUUUUGAUGCAAUUCUCCUUUUUUUUUUUUUUUGUAAUUAUUUUGUUCUCUUAACUGUGUUCUCCGUUGCCAUCUGCUCCUUUUUUUUUUUUUUUUUUUUCAUUCAUCAGUGUUAAGAUGCUUUGUAAAAAAAGAAAAGCUUGUUAAAUAUUUAAGUUAAGUUGGAUGAUGCACAUUGAGGCUAAAGUUAAGUUGUAGUUUUAUGACGAUGCAAAUUUUUGCUGCCUAACUCGAUGUUUUGAGAUUUCCUGUUGAGAAGUCACACUGUUUAUUAAUUCUCUCUCUCUCUCUCUCUCUUUUUAAAGAUGUGUUUUUUCUCUUUUUUGGAUCUUUUAACUUAAGGACUAACAUGAACUGUAAUUGUCUUACUUGAACCUGUCAACUACGCCGAUUAUGGAUUUCCUCGCUGCUGGUUUGGAGUUCUCGCUGGUGUAAAACAACAAAAAGAAAAAGAAAAAAAAAAUAGCAUUUUGACAGAUCUUAAGCAUUGUUAUGCCAUAUAUUACACCUCACUUUGAAUUUGUGUGCACUUGGUAUUCAAAAAUGUAUCUUGAAUUUUUGAGACUUAAUUUUACAAAUAAUAAAACCUCAAAUUGGAAA